Messenger RNA from Suricata suricatta (meerkat), 3357 nucleotides. It is a transcript of the gene EEIG2, whose product is annotated as family with sequence similarity 102 member B. The transcript has 11 exons. The record is from RefSeq and is a predicted model, not a curated record. Lineage: Eukaryota; Metazoa; Chordata; Mammalia; Carnivora; Herpestidae. Bases 76 to 1161 code for a protein of 361 amino acids.
GAGCUGAGGCGGCGGCGCCGGCCCGCGCGCCCUUUGGGGCCGCCCCCGCAUCCCGCUCGCCGGCGUCUGGCUCUCAUGAUGAUGAAGAAGAAGAAGUUUAAGUUUAAGGUGGACUUUGAGCUCGAAGAGCUCUCCUCGGUGCCCUUCGUCAACGGGGUCCUCUUCUGCAAGAUGCGGCUGCUGGACGGCGGCAGCUUCGCCGCGGAGUCCCCCAGGGAAGUGGUGCAAGCAAACUGUGUUCACUGGAGGAAGAAGUUCUCAUUUAUGUGCAAAAUGAGUGCAAGUGCCACCACCGGGAUCCUGGAUCCUUGUAUCUACAGAGUAUCUGUGAGGAAGGAAUUAAAAGGUGGAAAAGCAUAUGCAAAGCUGGGCUUUGCAGAUCUAAACCUGGCAGAGUUUGCUGGAUCAGGAAAUACCACUCGUCGCUGUUUACUGGAAGGCUAUGAUACCAAAAAUACAAGACAGGAUAAUUCCAUUCUUAAAGUUUUGAUCAGUAUGCAGCUGAUGUCUGGCGACCCAUGUUUUAAAACGCCUCCUUCUACAUCGAUGUCUAUACCAAUUGCUGGUGAAUCUGAAUCUCUGGAAGAAGAUAGAAAAGGUGGCGAGACUCUCAAAAUCCAUCUUGGAAUAGCAGAUCUUUCAGCAAAGAGCGCCUCUGUUCCAGAUGAGCUUGGUGCCUGUGGACAUUCUAGAACAUCAAGCUAUGCAAGCCAGCAGUCAAAAGUAUCAGGGUAUAGCUCGUGCCACUCCCGGUCAUCCAGCUUCUCUGAGCUCGGCCACAGGAGAAACACCUCAGUGGGAAGCACAUCAACAGGAAUUGAAAGUAUUCUCGAGCCAUGUGAUGAAACUGAGCAAAAAAUAGCCGAACCAAAUCUUGAUACAGCUGCCACAGAAGAUACAGCUUCAGAACUGCUCAACAGAUGCCCAGUGAAGCAAGAUUCUGUAGAAUCUCAGCUGAAGCGAGUUGAUGACACCAGAGUGGAUGCAGAUGAUAUUGUAGAGAAAAUACUGCAGAGUCAAGACUUCAGCCUCGAUUCCAGUGCAGAAGAAGAAGGACUGAGGUUAUUUGUGGGUCCCGGGGGAAGGACGACCUUCGGCAGCCGUCAUCUUCCAAACAGGGUGGGGUCUGGAGCUUAUGAACAAGUUGUGAUCAAACGCUAGAUGUCAAGCUGGUGAACGGAAGCUUCUUCCCUGGGGUUUGAGACCCGGGCAAUCCAGCUGUCAAGGAACUUCAUUCAAGCACUUAGGAGAAAACGAACGUAUUUGAAAAAUGAAGUACGUUCCUCUACCAAGAGGAAAGCCGACACUGAUUUCUUCUCUCCAAGUGCGCCACCAUCCUAUGCCACCCACCAAAGGGAACCCCAGAACCGGAGUAUCCAGGUGCUGUGCCACGUGUGUUUAGAGACACACAGCUUCUAAACUUCACUGCACACGAUAAUGAAAAGCCUGCUCUUUCUUCCCAAACAUCCAGAUGAGGAAAACAACACUAUACGUCUGAGUAUAGCUCAGUCCUGAAGUUUAAAACCUAUAGUAGAGGUGCUCAACAGGUUUGGGCUCUAAUUAUGUAAUGCUAAUGUUUGGGACAUAGAAAGUGAAUGACUUGAACCCUAUUAAUUCUGUCAAGAUAGUUAUAAUCUCUUAAGGAAAUCUUCCAUAAUGUUAUAUGCUACCAACGGUAUUGUACUAGGCUUAUUAACUCUUCUUGAUUAAAUAAUUGAUAGAAUGUUUGGGUGUUCAUGCUUUGGGGAAAUAUUAUACUACAGUUGAAGUAUAUAGAAUGCUUAAUUCUAAACGUAUCUGUCACAAGUGGAGUAAGUGUGUUUAAGUCUGAGAUAUGUGAAUAAGUGUAACGCCGUUAUUAUGCAGCAUGCACUGUUUCUUCAUGUUAGAUGAGCUGCAGAACUCUGACUAGCACCGUAUAUGAGAUCCAAGCUAAGUUUGGUAUUCAACAUGGUAGGCUCCCAUAAAGCACUGUCAGAGCUGUUCUAAUUGAAUAAUAUCUGCUGAUCUCAGGGAUCAGAAUUCAGAACAGGAGGCAAAUUGUAGCAUCAAAAACCAAGCAGCCUUUUCUGUGUAAGUUCAAACUUAUAUGAAACUGAAAAGUAUUCCAAGGAGGUGGCACAUACGUCAGGGGACAGCUGCUUGACAUUACUGACAUGGACUCACGGUUUUCUGUUUUAGCUCCCCACGAUGGGAUAGUAUGUUUUUUCCUUUGCCAUAACAGUCGUUAGAUGGAGAUAGUAAAACAUAACACAAUCCAGUGCAGCUUUUAAAGUAAGUAUUAUCUGAUCUGGAUCCAGUUUAACAAGCUCAGAAGAUAGAUCAUCUUUUUAUCAGGUGGGAAGAGUUUUUCUGGUCUUACAUAACAAACUUUAAUUUUCUUGACUUAAUUUUAAUCAUUCAGUCACUGAAGAAAAAUGUUGAUUCUGUAGAACUGGUGAUUCCCAGUCCUUACUUUCAAAAUCCAGCCAAAAAAAAAUGUGGUAUGUUUGAAUAACUUUGGUCUAAAUAUUUUGUUUUGGCAAAGUAAAGGGAAAAUAUAUUAAAAAUAUUUCAAUAUCUAAAUUUAAAGUCUUAGAAACACCUUGAGUAGUUCAUGUUAUGGUUUUUGGUUUUUUAACAUUUCAAGGAUUGGGUAUUCUAAAUUAAUCCAAUACUACUGUUGUACAUAUAUUUUUUUUAAUGUUAAACCCAUUUUAGAACAUUUUGAAUGUUGAGAGAUAAGGUUUUUAGUCAUUAGUAAUACUUUAUUUUGCUUUGAAAGGAAAAAAAAUGACCUGAACAUUUUAGUCUAACCAAGGAAAAUGUUAGCUGAAGUGGUAAAGACUUGCUUGCUCUCUGUGAUUAACAAGUGAGUUGAUCCAUCCAGUAUAUAUGAUGGGGUGGGGGGAGGGUUCAGUUUUUAAUAGAGAUAAGAAGAUAGUGGUGGAGAUAUUUAUGAUGUUUUAAGAACAUAUUUUUCUAUUUUCAAAAUAUUGUUUCUAGACUAUAUUUUUCAUUGGCACUAAUAAAAAUAAUUUUGCAGUUUUGAAAAUAAGAACUAUAGAUUGUAAGCAAGGUUUAGCGAGGACAUCCUCAGAUAUGUGAAAAGGUGCUGUAAUCCAGGCACUGCCCGUCUGUCUCCCUCAUCCUGGCAUGCACUCUGCCUGAUACCUUUAUUCAAGACUGACUCUCAGUAUUUAAAAUGAUAUAGAAUUAAUUAUUUUUUAACAAAAUGUGGACAUCUUGAAAAGCAUAAAUAUGCCUUUAACAGUCACCAGAUGCAUCUUGAUUUAUGUAGUAUAAAAUCUUUUUUUUUAAUGUUUAUUUUUGAGAGCAUCUGUGCACGUGUGUGCACACACAUGCACCACGCAAGUA